This is a messenger RNA of Zingiber officinale, 1741 nucleotides long. RefSeq names its product 7-deoxyloganetin glucosyltransferase-like. The transcript has 2 exons. Gene Ontology annotation, molecular function: UDP-glycosyltransferase activity. Lineage: Eukaryota; Viridiplantae; Streptophyta; Magnoliopsida; Zingiberales; Zingiberaceae. The coding region runs from base 1 to 1491 and encodes 496 amino acids. The record is from RefSeq and is a predicted model, not a curated record.
AUGCCUCUUCCUCAUGCAGUGCUGAUAACUUACCCGACGGCAGGGCAACUCAACCCCAUGCUCCAGCUCGCGCAGCUUCUGCACUCCAAAGGCUUCUACAUCACCUUCGUCAACACCGAGUUCGGCUACCGCCAGCUCCUGCGCGGAAACGCAAGCCUUGAUGCAUUAUUCGGCCGCUUUAACAGGAGCUCGUUCCGGUUCGUCUCCAUCCCGGACGGCAUCUGUGAGUCGGACCUUCAAGGCCCUGGUUACCUGCUCAACGUCUGGUUCUCCAUCGUCAGAAACUGCCCCGCCGCGCUCCACGAGCUGCUUCUGGAGCUCAACUCAUCCCCCGACGUGCCCCGACUCACCUGCAUCAUCACCAACUUCUUGGUGACCUUCCCGCGAGACGUGGCUGAUCGGCUCGGCGUCCCGGAGCUCGUCUUCUGGACCACCAGCGCCUGUGGACUCAUGGCUUCUCUCCACGUCCGGGAGCUCGUCCGCAGAGGCUACGUCCCACUCAAAGAUGAGAGUUGCUUGACAAAUGGGUACCUGGACACGGCCAUCGAUUGGAUCCCCGGGAUGAAGGAUAUCCGCCUCAGAGACAUCUCCAGCUUCAUCAGAACUACGGACCGCGACGACUUCUACCUCAAGGAGGAGAUGGAGGAGGCGGAUUACGCCCUCAAAUCGCAGGGUUUGAUCCUCAACACGUUCGAGGGAAUGGAAGGCGAGGUUUUGGACGCUCUGAGAGGUUUCUUCCCGCGGAUCUACGCGCUGGGUGCGAUCGGUUCGCUAAUCGAUCAGAUCUCUGGGAGCGCAGGCACGACGACCCCGAUGCGACUAGGGAGUUGGGAUGAGGAGGAGGAGGAAGAUCGGCGAUGCGCGGAGUGGCUGGAGGCGCAGCAGAGGGGUUCGGUGGUGUACGUGAGCUUCGGCAGCAUCACGACUCUGACGAGGGAUGAAUUGGCGGAGUUCGCGUGGGGCCUGGCGGAGAGCGGCCGCCCCUUCUUGUGGGUGGUCCGGCCGGGCCUGGUGGAAGGGGGCAUCGAGGCGCUGCCCGGGGGGUUGGUCGAGGAAACUAAAGGACGGAGCUUGCUGGUGAAGUGGUGCCAUCAAGGGAAGGUGUUGUCCCACCCGGCCAUCGGCGUGUUUCUGACGCACGGCGGCUGGAACUCGAUGAUGGAGAGCGUGGCUCGUGGCGUUCCGAUGAUCUGCUGGCCGGGGUUCGCAGACCAGUACACGAACUGCCGGUACGCUUGCAAACACUGGGGAUUCGGCAUGGAGAUCGAGGAGGAAGUGAGGAGGGGGCAAGUGAGGGAGGUUGUCCGGGAAGCACUGGAAGGGGAGAAAGGGGAGGAGAUGAGGAAGAAGGCGAUGGAAUGGAAGGAGAAGGCGCGGCGAGCAGCGACAGAAGAUGGGACAUCGUUUACGGACCUUGCCAGAUUAGCGAACGACCUGAAUCAGCUCACCACAAACACAGGGAUUAAGCAGACUAAACAUACCCCGUCGUAACAUAAUGCCAUGCUUACUUUGAGAUUCGGUGUGUGUGAUAGCAAUGUUUCCGAGUUUUUUUUUUUUUUUGAAAAAUAAAGAAAUUCAGUAUUUUGUUCCUUCCACCGGAGAAACUAUUAAAAAUAUAUAUUAAUAGUUCUGUCAUAGCUAUUUAUUACGGCCUAUCAAAUUUUAUUGGGCAAGAAUGAGCAUGUUUGCCGGACAUCCGAUUGUCAAUUAAAAUCAAGUGGACACCCUCAUUUGACUUGAA